GCAGUAGCAGGGGAGGCAGGAGUCCCCUUCUUUUCGAUCAGCGGCAGCGAUUUCGUCGAAGUAUUUGUCGGCGUCGGUGCCAGCCGCGUACGGGAACUAUUUGAAGAAGCGCGAAAAACAGCUCCUUCAAUCAUAUUUAUCGAUGAAAUUGAUAGCGUGGGCGGCAAAAGAAGUACUUCAUUUGGAAAUAGUGAAAGAGAACAAACCCUCAACCAGCUGCUUGUAGAAAUGGACGGAUUUACUCCCCAGACCUCCGUAGUCGUACUUGCAGGUACUAAUAGAGAAGACUUACUGGACGAAGCACUGAAAAGGCCAGGCCGCUUUGAUCGUGUAGUACAACUGCGCCGCCCAGAUGUCAAUGAAAGAAAAGAUAUAUUCAAG
Molecule: messenger RNA, 381 nt
Organism: Rangifer tarandus platyrhynchus (Svalbard reindeer)
Lineage: Eukaryota; Metazoa; Chordata; Mammalia; Artiodactyla; Cervidae
Source: the annotation of a GenBank genome assembly